AUGAGCUCUCCUCCCGAGAGGAAGAGCUUGGAUAUCACUCCAGAGUCAAUCGAUACUGAGAAGUCUCUCGAUGUCCCACAAUACAAACAAGAUGCCUUUGGUGACGAGGAGUUCGCUGAAGUCAAGUAUAAGGUGCUGAAGUGGUGGCAAUGCGGUUUAUUAAUGGUUGCCGAAACUGUGUCGCUGGGCGUGCUUUCAUUGCCCGCCGCCGUCGCAGGUCUGGGCCUCGUUCCUGCUAUCCUCGUUCUUCUUUUCCUGGGCUGUCUAGCCACAUAUACCGGCUACGUGAUCGGACAGAUGAAGCUGAAAUACCCUCACAUCUCAACUAUGGCAGAUGCCGGUGAAGUCAUUGGCGGGAAAUGGGGUCGGGAAUUGGUCGGCGGUGCUUGGAUCAUCUUCUUCAUCUUCAUUAUGUCGAGUCACUUGUUGACUUUCACUGUUGCCAUGAACACGAUCACCAACCAUGGCACUUGCUCGGUGGUCUUUGGCAUCGUUGGCAUGCUCGUGUCUUUCGUUCUGUCACUGCCUCGCACCUUGGUCAAGAUGUCUUGGCUGUCUCUUGUUUCAUUCGGAAGUAUCAUGGCCUCAGUCAUCAUCGUCAUGAUUGCAGUCGGCAUCACCAAGCCCGGCAGCGGUGUCGUCGCAGUAGUCGACACAGACCUAUACCACGGCUUCUCAGCCGUAUGCAACAUUGUCUUUGCAUUCUGCGGACACGCCGCUUUCUUCGGCCUGAUGGCCGAGCUGAAGAACCCAAAGGACUUCACCAAGUCCCUUUGCCUGUUGCAGGGCAUUGAUAUGGGUCUGUACAUCACCGCUUCUCUAGUGAUUUACCGAUACGCCGGAAGUGACGUGACCUCACCGGCGCUGGGAUCCGCUUCACCCGUCGUGGCCAAGGUGGCUUACGGAAUUGCCUUGCCUACCAUUAUCAUUGCAGGUGUUAUCAACGGCCACGUCGCUUUCAAAAUGGUCUACCUGCGCAUCUUCCAGGGUACGGAUCGCAUGCACAAGCGUGACUGGAUCGCCUGGGGCUCGUGGGUCGGUAUCGCCCUCGGAAUGUGGAUUCUUGCUUGGAUUAUCGCUACAGCCAUUCCGGUCUUUAGUAAUCUUUUGACCUUGAUCACUGCGUUGUUCGCUAGUUGGUUUACCUAUGGUCUCAGCGGUGUUUUCUGGCUGUUCAUGAACAAGGGCUUGUGGUUUUCCUCACCGAGAAAGAUUGCGCUCACUGCUUUGAAUGUGACCAUCGUCGCAAUCGCCGCAGUUUUGUGUGGUCUUGGUCUCUGGGUCUCCGGAAAAGCUCUUCACGCCGACUCGAGCACCGCAAGUUUCUCUUGCUCGAAUAACGCUUGA
Molecule: messenger RNA, 1347 nt
Organism: Penicillium brevicompactum
Lineage: Eukaryota; Fungi; Ascomycota; Eurotiomycetes; Eurotiales; Aspergillaceae
Product: neutral amino acid permease
Exons: 8
Coding region: 1-1347 (448 amino acids)
Biological process (GO): amino acid transmembrane transport
Cellular component (GO): vacuolar membrane
Molecular function (GO): amino acid transmembrane transporter activity
Source: RefSeq, a predicted model, not a curated record